Molecule: messenger RNA, 1110 nt
Organism: Zygosaccharomyces rouxii
Lineage: Eukaryota; Fungi; Ascomycota; Saccharomycetes; Saccharomycetales; Saccharomycetaceae
Gene: ECM4
Product: S-glutathionyl-(chloro)hydroquinone reductase
Exons: 1
Coding region: 1-1110 (369 amino acids)
Cellular component (GO): cytoplasm
Molecular function (GO): glutathione transferase activity
Source: RefSeq, a predicted model, not a curated record
AUGUCAAAGCAGUGGGCUUCAAGAGACGGUUCUUUCAAGAGACAAGUGUCAAAAUUUCAGGAAAUAAUUUCACCUGAUCAUCCAGUUUUCAAGCCAGCCAAGGGUCGUUACUGGUUGUACGUUUCUUUGGCAUGUCCAUGGGCACAUAGAACUUUACUUACAAGAGCUUUGAAAGGUCUAACUUCCGUUAUUGGUGUUAGUGUCGUCCACUGGCAUUUAGAUAAUAAGGGAUGGAGAUUCCUGCCAAUUGAUGAAGCCACUCUAGAGAUGGCAAAUCAGAAAAACUUAUACAAGGAUAAAGCAGGCGGCAUUGUCGGUGCCCUAAGUGAUAAGUCCUCUCCUGUCGGUAAAGUUCCUAACGAUAGCGCCAGAUUGUUUGUCGACGGUACAUUUGAUCCAAACGAACAUGCUCAAAGACUAAGUGACCUUUAUUACAAGGCAGAUCCGGAAUACGAUGCUAGAUUUACUGUUCCAGUUCUUUGGGAUACCAAGCUGAAAGCUAUUGUUUCUAACGAAUCUGCUCAAAUCAUUAGAGUUCUUAACAGUGGUGUUCUUGAUGAAGUAGCUGGUGAUGAAGCUACAAAAUUGGAUCUAGUCCCCAAGGAACUGGAGUCACAAAUUGAUGAAUUUAAUAGUUGGGUUUAUGAUAACAUUAAUAAUGGUGUCUAUAAGGCGGGUUUUGCUGAAAGUGCUGAAAUCUACGAGAAGGAAGUCACCAACGUUUUCCAACAUUUAGACAAGGUUGAAGGUAUUUUAAAGCAAAAAUACGAAACUUUGAAAUCAAAAUACAAGGGUCUGGAUGAAGUUUUAUCUCGUUAUUUUACCGUUGGUGAGCAAUUGACUGAAGCUGAUGUUCGUCUCUACACUACGAUUGUAAGAUUUGAUCCAGUUUAUGUGCAACAUUUCAAAUGUAACCUGAAUACUAUUAGAGAUGGUUAUCCGUUUAUUCACUUGUGGUUACGUAACCUGUAUUGGAAUUACGAUGCUUUCAGACAUACCACUGAUUUCGAUCACAUUAAGUUGCAUUACACUAGAUCUCACAGUAGAAUUAACCCAUUGGGUUUAACUCCAUUGGGACCAUCUCCUGACAUUAAACCAUUGAGAGACUAA